Molecule: messenger RNA, 831 nt
Organism: Liolophura sinensis
Lineage: Eukaryota; Metazoa; Mollusca; Polyplacophora; Chitonida; Chitonidae
Product: piggyBac transposable element-derived protein 4-like
Exons: 1
Coding region: 1-831 (276 amino acids)
Source: RefSeq, a predicted model, not a curated record
AUGGUUACCGAGAUCAAUCGCUAUGCAAAUGCUGAAAUAGCCAAACAACGUCCUUUGCUCAGGGAAUCCCGUCUGUGGGCUUGGAAAGACACUGACGCAGCUGAGAUGAAAAAGUUCUUAGGUCUCCUGAUUCACAUGGGGCCAAAUAAUCUCCCUACCCUGGAACAUUAUUGGACUAAUGACCCACUGUAUAACACAGAAGUUUAUGGAAAGUCAAUGGGCCGAAAUCGAUUUCAACUUCUUCUAAGGUUUUGGCACUUUUCUGACAACUCACAGAAUUCUGAAGAUCGUCUUAUCAAGAUCCGCCCGUUACUUGAUUACUUUGAUAAAACCAUGAGAGAAGUCUACUAUCCCAAACGAGAUCUGUGCAUUGAUGAAUCAAUGGUAUUAUGGCGUGGGCGGCUUCUGUUUCGUCAGUAUAUCAAGAACAAGCGACACAAGUACGGUGUGAAGCUGUAUGAACUUUGCGAAUCCGAUGGCAUGGUUCUCAAGAUUCUGAUUUAUUCUGGGACUAACGUCGACGAUGACUUACACCUGGGUCAGUCAGCUGCCGUUGUCUUGCAUCUGAUGCCUGAUUUCUUGGACAAAGGCCACGUGCUGUACACUGACAACUAUUACAACUCGGUUGGCCUAACAAAAGCACUAACAGACAGGUCAACCUAUUUGUGCGGGACACUUCGCUUUGAUCGAAAAGAAAACCCGAAAGACGUCGUUCAGAAAAAGCUGGAAAAGGGAGAACACUGUUGGAAACGGUCCGGGCCGGUGGUGCUGUGCAAGUGGAGAGAUAAACGAGAUGUUCUAUCACCAAUAUGCACAACAUGGAGAUGGUGA